CCGUACCUCAUCCACCAGUCAUCUUUCAAAGCUAAAAGCCCUCCUACUUAGCUUCACACACAGAUCUCAUGCUUCAUUUCAUUUAAUACUUUGUUCUAAAAGAAAUACAAAACAAAGUAAAAUAAUAAAGUAUGAUUGAAACCGCCACCGGCGUUCGAUUCUCCGCCGCCGCCUUACCCCAUUAUCGUCAGUGGAACUUGGAGGAAGUCAAUGGAGUCUCUCGCAGCUCCUCCUUGCCUUGGAGUAAAGCUCGAAGGUUAUACGGAAGUUCUUUAGUGAGAAGAGGUAGUCUAUUAAAGAGUAGAAUUCGAGCAUGUUCCGAGAAAUUAGGUUCGUCUUCAGAUUCUUCAAAGCAGAAUGUUGGUAAAUCGCAAUAUCAUCCGUUCGAGGAGAUGGCGGAAAAAAUAUCACUAAAUGAUAGUGGAGACACAGUUCUCACACCUCAAGAAACUGCUAGAACCGUUGUUGAGGUCAACAGCAAAGCGACACUAGCGUUGACUGGUUUAAUUAAUGAUGCCAUUCAUGAAAAUAUUAUCUGGCCAGACUUGCCUUAUGUUACUGAUGAACAUGGAAACAUAUACUUUCAAGUGAAGAAUGAUGAAGACAUUUUGCAAACUCUUACUUCAGAAAAUAAUUUUGUGCAAGCCAUUAUAGGCUUUGAUACUCUGGAAAUGAUGAAUGAGAUGGAUUUGCUAGGUCCAUCAGAUAUUGAUUUUGGAAUUGAAGAGAUUGAUGAUUUAGAUAGCGAUAUUGAAGAUGAUGAGGAUGAAGACGAGGAUGAGGAUGGAGAUGAUGAAGACUAUGAUGAUGAUGAUUUGGUAGCUAUUCUUGACGAUGAAGAUGAAGACUCUGAUGAGGCACUUGGUGAUUGGGCAAAGUUGGAGACUAUGCGAUCUUCUCAUCCAAUGUAUUUUGCCAAAAAACUUGCCCAGGUUACUUCAGAUGAUCCUAUAGACUGGAUGGAGCAGCCUCCAGCAGGUUUAACCAUUCAGGGUGUCAUAAGACCCGCCCUAAUUGAAGAACAUUCUGGCAUCCAGAAGCAUAUAUCUGGCAAUCCAUCAUGCCAUGCUGAUAUAAAUGAGACAGGGACAAAUGUGGAUGGCAAACUGGAGAAUGAUGGUGGGAUCAAUGGUCACAAAAAUGAGUCAGGGAUUCCUGAAGAUAUUUCUAAAUGUGCUGAAGAGUCGGGGAAUGAUAAGGCACCUACAAAUGGGACUUCAUUCUACAAACUGGAGAUGAUUAAAAUUCAGCUGAUUUCUCCCGAUGGACAUCAGACUGUAGUUGAAGAAGAGGACUAUAGAAAGGCUCAACCUGAUGCUAUCGCACAUUCAGCGAGAAAAAUUAUGUCCCGUCUGAAAGCCGGGGGAGAGAAAAUCACAGAGACUUUGAAGUCCUUGUGUUGGAUGUAUAAGGGUCUCCAAGUGGAGGAGGCAGCAGUGAUCGGCGUAGAUUCCCUCGGCUUUGAUCUGAGGGUUUGUUCUGGAACCCGAGUUGAGACAUUGCGGUUUUCAUUUAAUUCACGGGCCACAUCAGAAUAUGGUGCUGAGAGACAACUCAAUGAUAUAUUAUUCCCAAGGAUACCACGAAGAGCGCCCGAAAAGAAGCCAACUCAUCAAAAUGAACACUAAUUUUGUUUGAGUACCGCAUUUCACUUUAAAUAAUGAUUGUUUGUUGUAACCUACAAAUGCGGCAAGUGUGAAAAAACACUUGCAGCAUAUAUUUGUUAGAUGCUAUUGAUAAUCAUUUGCAUCAAUUCUUUCCCAUUUUUUCAA
This is a messenger RNA of Mercurialis annua (annual mercury), 1772 nucleotides long. RefSeq lists its product as uncharacterized. NCBI's taxonomy places the organism in Eukaryota, Viridiplantae, Streptophyta, Magnoliopsida, Malpighiales, Euphorbiaceae. The record is from RefSeq and is a predicted model, not a curated record. The transcript has 11 exons. The coding region runs from base 132 to 1628 and encodes 498 amino acids.